AUGUCUUCCCCACAGAUGAACACCUCCGCCUAUGUGGCUCCUUCUAAUUACUCCGCUAUGGGUGCCACGAACCGACACGACUGCGGUGUCCAGAAGAACAAGAAGCAGGCAUCUACUGGUGGUGGCAGAGCUUGGAGUGAGAACGAGGAGGCUUAUCUUCUUCAGAGUCGUCUCCAAAAGAAGCCGUACAAGCACAUUGCCGCUCACUUGAAGAAGACCGAGUUGGCUUGCCGUCUUCACUACCACCAGUUGUCUCACGGCGGCAACCGCCGUAAGCGAACUGAUUCCGACACCCUUUCCAGCACUGGUUCCGUUGCUGGUUCCGCUACUGGAUCCGCGUUGCAAUCUCCAGUCAUGUCUCACUCGAUGCCAUCUCCCAUCAGUGAGGGUAUGCAACCCGCUACUCCUUCGUCCUACAGCUACUCACCCCAAUCGCCCGCACAAAUUCAGCUUCCUUCCGCAGCAACUCUCCUCAAUCCGGCCGGCUCCUACAGUCCUCCCCCCAGAGCUCUUAAUUACCCUGUGGCCAUCCUUCCGAAGCCUUCUCCGGUCCGCCGUGCUCUUUCCGACCCGGUCAUCCACUCGCCUACCCGCCUCGAAUGCAAUGAGGCCUCGGGCCAAGUCAACUUCUCGAACGUCGAUCAGGACCGUCUUCGACAAGUCUACGAGGCGCACAGAGCUUCGUUCUGGUCCGCCAUUGCUUCCGAGUACGGUGCAGGAGCGUCUCCUAUCUUGCUUGAGGAGGUCUGGAAACGAGGAAUUACUACCACUGGUCCGCCAACCCCGUGUAGCUCCCCGAAAAUUCAGACUGCUCGCAGUAAUGCAUACCGGGCAUUCUCUCCAAAGCCAUUGUACCAUUUUCCGACACCACUUCGAGAGACGAAGAAUAGUGCUACCAGCAUCUCCGCUCUCUUGGGUAUAGAUGCCAGCCCACGCAGCCCAAAAGAGAGAGAACUCAUCAAGCGCAUGGAGGAGCAAAGAGAUACUCGAGACUUUGUUAUGGGCGAUAUGAUCCAAAGAUACGAAUAA
This is a messenger RNA of Drepanopeziza brunnea f. sp. 'multigermtubi' MB_m1, 1029 nucleotides long. RefSeq lists its product as uncharacterized. The record is from RefSeq and is a predicted model, not a curated record. NCBI's taxonomy places the organism in Eukaryota, Fungi, Ascomycota, Leotiomycetes, Helotiales, Drepanopezizaceae.